UGAACUCUUGCCUCCGUCGGCUACUCUUCGGUUGCCUGCACCACUAUCAACAACCCGCGUAACUUCGAAACAGCUUGUUUAGGGAAGUUAGUAAGAAAAAAUGGCGGCGAGAGGGAGCUUAAACUUAUUCAAACAUCUCCAGAAAAAUGUAAACGCGACCUUUGAAUCGUCCAGUGUGGACUCCACCGCCGUGGAGGAGAAGCUGUUCGGCCAGGUGGAGGAGGAAGAGGACGACGGACCUGUGGUGUUCAUCUGCGGGAAGUGCAAGCUGCCUGUCGGGGACUCACUCUCCUGGGAUGGGAGUGAGGAUGGACAGAACCAAAUCAGAUUGAAGCGGGUCACUGACAACGUGAUAGUGGGGAAAGAGAAUCGCCUGCUUGAAGUUGGAAAACGAUCCGUCUGUCUAGUCGUGGAUCUGGUCUGUCGAGGCUGCCACUCUGCACUCGGCAUGGUCUACGCAUCCACGCCAAGGAACCUGGACCACAAGAGAUUCACGUUCUGUUUUAAUGUAGCAGACAUCGACAGUUAUGUCCUGGGCUCUGCGACACAGAUGUUGGCAGCAGAGGGCCCCAAAGAGCAGCCAGUCACACUGGAGUACAGAGGCAUUGUGGAACAACAGCUGACAGAGAUGAAAAUGCUGGUGCUGUCCAUGGCUCAGAGGCUGGAGGAGAUUGAAAUCGGCCUUCAGGAGGAAAGUGACGAGGCGUGACAGCGAUGGGCGUCAACGUGUCGGGGUGGGUGCUUCAUCCAGGUGUUGAACAGAAGGGUUUAACAUCCUCCAUCCUCCCCUUCACCUUUACCUUCACGCUUCCUUGUCUGGGUUUCAAUCCAGACACAUUCCCUCAGUAACAGGUUUUGACCAAUCCUACCUGCACACCCUCACACACACCCUCACACACACUCACACCGCCUCUCCACCCUCCGCUUUGUCCUGAUUACCGACGGUGAAACAAAGAGCGCCUGCACUUGUAAUCAAUCAUGUUGUCAGCGCAGCUCCCGCGGCGCGUGGCACCAUCUUCUCCCUGUGUGUGUGUGUGUGUCUGGUGCAGGGUGAAUGUGGGCUAUGUGCAGAAUGUUUAUUUGUGCAGGAUUUCAUCAGGCAGGGUGCAAAGUCAGCACAAUGCAGUAUUGAUCGGGCCGCUCAAGGCCACACACACACACACAUUCAAACACACACACUUCGCAGACACAUAUUUUCUUUGUUUACUUCCUCGGGCAUGUAGCCUUGAAGGAUUGAUACAUUUAUGCCUUGUUUCGGCUAGACGUGAGCUGCAUUCAGAAAUAUGUAUUAAAUGUUUCCCCAUUAAAAAAAACAACACUCUCAUACUGUCUGCAUCCCAGUGAGGCACAUUCAUCUAUCAUUAUUCUGUCAUUAAGGUGGACUAGAACAAAUGCAGGCAGACUUUUUCAAAAUUAGAAAUUAAUAAGUAUUAUAACCUUCUGUUUUUGUAUGUAUCUGUAGUUCUAGAAGCUGUUUUUUCUGUGUAAUAAAGUAUCAAACUGUUUAAAUUAUGCAGAAACACCCUGAAAAAGCAUCUGAGUUUUGUCUGUUUUAAAUGAAAGAUUAAAGUGUAUCAGAGCACUUUAAACAAC
Molecule: messenger RNA, 1593 nt
Organism: Notolabrus celidotus (New Zealand spotty)
Lineage: Eukaryota; Metazoa; Chordata; Actinopteri; Labriformes; Labridae
Gene: mis18a
Product: MIS18 kinetochore protein A
Exons: 5
Coding region: 101-709 (202 amino acids)
Biological process (GO): CENP-A containing chromatin assembly; chromosome segregation
Cellular component (GO): chromatin; nucleus; chromosome, centromeric region
Source: RefSeq, a predicted model, not a curated record